Molecule: messenger RNA, 2203 nt
Organism: Mya arenaria
Lineage: Eukaryota; Metazoa; Mollusca; Bivalvia; Myida; Myidae
Exons: 4
Coding region: 116-607 (163 amino acids)
Source: RefSeq, a predicted model, not a curated record
AAAUAGGAGUACACCUUGUCACAGCUGUAGAAUAACUUGAUGUAAUCAAGCUGAAACUGCGUUAUUUAGCAAAUAAAUAAGGAAGUUUUCAAACUUAGUUGACAUUUUGUUUAAAAUGGCAGCAUUGAACAGCGUUUUCGUUCUCAUUCUAAGCACAGUGGGCUUAGUCCGGUCAUCCGAGUAUUGUGGUGGUCUUAAGUACUGCGAUGAAGGUUACUGCUGUGAAGACGGAACAUCUUGCUGCACUACCAUUUUAGGGGUCGGCGGUUAUGUCGGGCUAGGGUUUGGCAUCCUCGUCUUCGUCCUCAUUAUUGCUGCGAUUGUCCACUGCUGCAGGAGGCGCUACUACGGGCAGCCAGUGUACGUCCAACAAGCAUUACCCGGCACCAAUGUGACCGUGGUCAACACAGCAACAGGGGCGUCUAUUCCCCAAGGCGCGCCAGUACAAACGGGAUACAUGCCCCCACCCCCGACAGGACAGGCGGGAUAUAUGCCUCAACAUCAGACAGGACAGGCGGGAUAUAUGCCUCAACAUCAGACAGGACAGGCCGGAUUUGUCAACCCAAUGGCUGCACCGACAUCUUACCCUCCGCAAUACACGAAGUGAAACAUGCAUGCACUGUUCAGCCGACAACAGCUUUACUGGAUGAAACAACCUUAAUAUUGUUUUAAGUCGCCCUUUUAUGAAUGGGUACUGACUGGUUAUAAAUCGUCAUUGUGUUAUUUUAAAAUGUAGGACGGUUCGUGUGUAUAUAUAGUGAAAAAAUGUUAUUUUAACUAUAUGUAAUAAGCUUCCUUAUAGAUCUGUUUUUUUUAUUUGAACUUCAAAAAUUAGUAAAAUUACUUCAUUUAACUUUAAUUCUUCGAAGUUGUGAGUUUAACAAAAGGACAAAAAGAAAGUGACAUAGCAUUGACUUUUUUUCUCAAUUAUAUCCCGCACCUGUCUAGUUUGCAACACAAAAUUCUUCGAUUAUCUUAAACUUUGUGUAUCUGGCUAUUGAAAUUGUUUUAUUAAAAUUUAGAUCGCUAUUUAAUUAUUUCUCGCUUCGAAUGUCACCAUAAAAAAGUUUUAACGCACAACUCAAGAAAUAAUGCUUCACUCCCCUUAGGACUAUUUAAAGACCGAAUUGACUUUAAUAUAAUCGGAAUCACUGCGCGCAUAUCCAUGACAACCAUGAAUUAUCGCAUAGCGAUACGCAAAUAUUUUCACUAAGCACAAACGAGUUCCAGCAAAAAACACAUGUUUACUUAAUUAUAUUUAACUGAGGUGGGAGAAAAAGCAUCUACCAUAGCCACUCGUGUAAGAUAGGUUCAUCCCGACCCUCACGUAGGGUGUUUUGCGGAAACUCGGUAAACCUCGUUUCCACAAAACACCCUACGCUCGGGUCAGAAUGAACCUAUCUUGCACUCUCAGCCAUGGGGGAUACUUAUAAUCUUCGUAGAUAUCCGUAGAUGUAACUAAACAUUGCUUGCAUAUUUGUAAUAACUAACGUUUUAUAAAUAAUCCUUGAUACGGAACACAGUUCAUAGAAUCAUAUUGGAAUAAAUCUUCUGAGUUCUCAGAGUAAGAUUACGAAAAUCAAGUUUGCUACAUGACUUAAAAUGAAAGGACACUAAAAAAGGUUGUCACAUACAUAUUUAUACAUAUCUAUUGUUUUAAUACAAUCAAAAUGACUUCCAACUUUCAUUUGUGGCCAGAAACUGAAUAAAUUCAAUUACAACCACAUAUAUAAGCUCACUGCUGUCCAUGCGAAAAAAUAAAAUGUAAAUACAAUUGUAACCAUUGAAAUAGCAUAAUUUGUUUCAAUUUGAUUUUUUCGCAAGUAUAUACCUUUGACCAAUCACAACCAUCAUAAUAUUACACAGAUGACCACACAAAAGAAUAAUUAAACAUAUUACUAUCAGGAAUACAAGAAUACUAAAGAGCUACAUAAAACACAUGUAUAAAAAUUGGUAAAGCAAUACAUUCCAUCAUAACAGCAAAAGAAUAAAUAAGUUUUGUCAACAGUCAAGUGCCUUAUGGAUAUUUCACACAGCUUAUUUGUUUGUUUGCUGCAAUACGACCAAAAUAUGUUGAUUUGCUCAACGUAAGAGAGCACUAAAUUAGCUUUAUGUUUAAGGACUUGUACAGUUAAACUAAAAUAAUGUUAAAUUCUAUUUGCUUAGUAUUUACAAACUGACAGAAUAAAACGCUUAUGAAUCA